AUGGACUUUAUCGAAGUAGCGGAGAGUUUUAGUGACGAGGACGAGGAAGUAUCCGAAAUUGAAGAUUAUGAAUCGGGCGAUGAAGAAAUUGAAGUUUCGAACGACGACCUUGAAGAAAUUAUUCUGGAAGACCUACCCGAAUAUUUAUCUAGAGACAAAACUAUACAAUGGUACGAACAUCCUUUCCGACAUUCACGAAGAAGUACAAACCCAUCACUACAACCCGGAAUAACACGCUACGCCGCUUCAAGGAUCUCUGAUAUUCAGUCAUCAUUCGAUCUAUUUCUACCACCGCAGUUGGAAACGAUAAUUUUGCGAAAUACGAAUCGGGAAGGACGUAGAGUCUUAGGAGCCACUUUUGAAGAUAUCGAUACGCCAACUUUGCGAGCUUACAUCGGACUUUUGAUUCUUGCAGGAGUGUACCGAUCUAACAAUGAAGCAACUGAAAGUUUGUGGGAUGCUGAAAUAGGACGUCCAAUUUUUCGAGCCGUCAUGUCGAACAAAACGUUCAAGAAGAUCUCACGAUUCAUUCGUUUUGAUGAUCGGUCCACGAGGAGUAGCCGCCGGGAAACAGACAAGUUUGCACCCAUCCGCGAGCUGUGGGACUCGUGGGUAGAUAUUUUACCAAAACUCUACAAUCCGCAAAAGAAUAUUACCAUUGACGAGCAGCUGGUUCCCUUUAGGGGCAGAUGUCCUUUCAGGCAAUAUGUGCCAAUGAAACCUGCUAAAUAUGGAAUGAAAAAUUGGGUAGCUUGCGACAGCGGUACAAGCUACGUCUGGAAUAUACAACCUUACACCGGAAGAAUAAACAAUACACCAGAAAGAAAUCAAGGAAUGCGAGUCGUUCAAGACCUGACUGCUGGAUUGAAAGGUUACAACAUUACGGUAGAUAAUUUUUUUACAUCCUAUGAACUUGCACAAAAGCUCUUGAAACGAGGGAUUACAUCAGUUGGAACAAUUCGAAAAAAUAAACCUUCGAUUCCGAGAGUUCUUUUGGAAUCAAAGAAGUGGCCUGCACAAAGUUCGAAAUUCGCAUUUACCAAAGAUACGACGUUGGUUACGUAUGUACCAAAGAAAAAUCGAAGCGUUAUUUUACAGAGCACACUACAUACUACUAAUUCUAUAAAUAAUAAGGAGAAUAAAAAACCGCUUAUCAUCGAAGAUUAUAAUGCGUCGAAAGGUGCGGUAGAUACUUUGGAUAAACUUGUCGCUUGCUACUCAACGAAAAGAAAAACUAAAAGAUGGCCAGUAGCAGUUUUUUGCAACAUUAUUGAUAUAUCGUGUUAUAAUGCAUUUAUAUUGUUUACUCAGGUAGAACCGGAUUGGAACAAAAGUAAACUCUACAGGCGGCGACUUUUUUUGGAGCAGCUCGGUCGCGCACUGGUGAAUCCAUAUAUGCAGAUGAGGAAGUCUCUUCCUAGAGCCUUAGCGUCUGCAGACAUUGUAUUGAAAAGCAGAAAUUUAACUGAUGACACCAAUAACACUACAACAACAAAAGAGGAAUCUGCCAAAAGAGGACGAUGCAAAUUUUGCCCUAAAGACAUAAAAACCUCAUUUACUUGUAACAAUUGUAAAAGAUGUGACGGGCCAGGAGAUUCAACGUCUUUUGAGCAACGGAAGGAUCCGGCAGCUCGUAAGACAAAGGAAUAUCUCACGACGAGAUUAGAACAAUUAGAAAAUCUCUGGACAACCUUUUCCGAGAGAAAUGAAGAGCUUCAAGAGUUACCGCAUUAUGUUCCAGAUUAUCCAUAUUUCGAGAAACAAUAUUUUUCUUCAAUGCAGCGACAUGAACCGAUACAAGAGCAAGUACCCCAGUGCAGUCUCACACCGGGCAAUCGGGAUGAUUCACGAGCAACAAUUGGGGAAUGCUCAGAAAAUGUGGUAGUUGAAGAGCAAUCUGAAGGGAACUUAGAUUUUCUGUCUGUCAAUGCAGUUGGAAGCAAUCGAGCCAAAUUCAAGUUCUACUCCUUGCUUACGAUACUCGAAUUAAAUAGGCUAGAUAAUAACGAUACUAUAGCUGAUGAUUUAAACGUCAGUCACACGUCGUGA
This is a messenger RNA of Hermetia illucens (black soldier fly), 2049 nucleotides long. Its product is annotated as piggyBac transposable element-derived protein 4-like. The transcript has 4 exons. The record is from RefSeq and is a predicted model, not a curated record. Bases 1 to 2049 code for a protein of 682 amino acids. NCBI's taxonomy places the organism in Eukaryota, Metazoa, Arthropoda, Insecta, Diptera, Stratiomyidae.